GCCGAAACAAAAAAUUUCAGAAAUCGGAGAAAAAAAAAGGGGCUUUUCACCGUCUCCGUCCGUCUUUCUUUCUUCUCCGGCGACGACCUUUUUGGUUCCCUUUGUAAAUCUGAACCUACGAAUUCCCCCCACAGCAAAAGCUCAAACACAGAAGACCAAUUCAUCAUGGCCUUUUACACUCAUCCCUGAGUUUUUUUUUUUUUUACCUAUUAAAACCCCACUAAAAACCUCUGAAUCCACUCUAUAUUCUUCAAUUUCACUAACCCUGUAAUGUCCAAUUCAGGUGGUUUUUCUGUUACCAGAACGCAGUCCGGUGACCGGUUCUACAACCCGCCGGCGGUGAGGAGGCAACAGCAACUCUUGCAGCAGCAGCAGCAGUUGCAGAAGCAUUUAAAGAGGCCGGCGCGGAAGGAGAGAAGCGUUAACUCUGCUGAUUCAGCGGCGGAAGCUAGGACUGACUCGGAUGAUUCCACAUUGUCCAGGCCUGAUUCAGAAUGCUCCGCUUCGCCGCCGAGAAGUGCUAAUUUGACCAAUUUGGAUCGGCUCAUGGAAUCCGUUACUCCAUUGGUACCUGCUCAGUACUUCUCAGAGGCAAGAAUGAGGGGACGGAGAGCUCGUGAAGGAGACAUACAACCAUUCUUUAGACUUGGGGACCUAUGGGAAUCUUACAGUGAGUGGAGUGUGUAUGGAGUUGGAGUACCCCUCUUAUUGAAUGGUAGUGAAUCUGUUAAGCAGUAUUAUGUUCCUUCCUUGUCAGGCAUGCAACUGUACGUAGACCCACAUAGACCCAGGAGGCCUGGUGAGGUUACUGAUGCUGACUCUUCAAGGGAGACAAGUAGUGGUGGCAGUAGUGAUUGUGAGGCAGAGAGGUGGUCCAGAAGUGGUGUUGAUGGAUCUCAGGGUCAGCACAACAUCAUUAACUCUUUCUCCCAGAAAAUGAACAGACUUACAUUGAGAGAUAAACCUCAUCUGAGUUCAUCUAGUGAUGAAGCUGAGGUUUCAAAGUCACCUGGGAUGCUGAUUUAUGAAUACUUGGAACAAGAACAACCCCAUCAUCGAAAACCAUUAUACGACAAGAUUUCAAGUCUUGUGACUCAAUUUCCAGAAAUCAGCAAGUACAGGAGCUCUGAUCUAUUACCCUCUAGCUGGAUUGCUGUGGCUUGGUAUCCAAUAUACAGAAUACCUAUGGGUCCAACUCUACAAAACCUUGAUGCAUCUUUCUUAACCUUCCAUUCUUUGUCUACAUGCUCUAGAAGCAAAAAUCAGUUACAACAUCUCCCUCCUGGUGGUAGGAGGGUCAAUGAUGCAUCUCCGAAGUUUUCUCUACCUGUCGUUGGUCUUGCUUCUUAUAAAUUGAGAGGUUCAAUUUUGACUGCCAAUGAAAUCCAUGAAAGGCAGCAAGCAGAUUUUCUGAUGCAAGCUGCUGACGAUUGGCUUCAGCGUUUGCAAGUCAAUCUCCCUGAUUUCCAGUUCUUUGUUUCACAUAACUCACAGUGGAGAUAGCAGGGAAUGAAUCACCUUAAGCUCACUUCUGUAUAGACAGAGAAGUCCAAGGUGUCAAUUAAGGAUUGAAAUUUGUUAAACACAAGCUAACUUAAUAACUUUGCUUUAUUCUGUAAAGGUUUUUUGGUUGCAAAUCAGCAUCCAGAAAGGGACAAAAUGCAUGCGGUUUCUGUAAGAUUUGAAAAGGAAAAUCGAGGCGAAACAAGCAACUAGACACUAUAAAAAUUUCCAGAUGGACGUUGUGGCAGUUGUUUUCUCCUUUCCAGGCGGGGUCCAAGGAACAGAGAUCUGUAAAUUAAACCAAAGAUGUUGCCUCAAUGUUUGUGGGGGUGGCUCAAACCUCGUUGGUCAAAAGUCGGUAGUAAUCAUCUGCCAUGUGCUUGUUGUCCCUGUCCCUAAACUACACUUGUCUUUGCAUGUUUAUGCUCACCAUACCUGUAUUUUCCUGAGGAAGGGUAAAACUAAAACAUCAAUUUAUCAAAUAGUUUCGAGUCGUUUGUGGGAGCGUUGAUUGUUUAUUUUUAACUGAAAAACUUUGUAUUAAAUUAGUAAAUGUAUAUCGAUUAU
Messenger RNA from Rubroshorea leprosula, 2070 nucleotides. The record is from the annotation of a GenBank genome assembly. Lineage: Eukaryota; Viridiplantae; Streptophyta; Magnoliopsida; Malvales; Dipterocarpaceae.